This is a messenger RNA of Phaedon cochleariae (mustard beetle), 1833 nucleotides long. The record is from the annotation of a GenBank genome assembly. Lineage: Eukaryota; Metazoa; Arthropoda; Insecta; Coleoptera; Chrysomelidae.
GUAAACCCGUCGGGAAUAAAUCGAACCGACGUCUCUGUCUUUCUUAGAUAGAAAUAUGAUAAACAGCACAGAAGAAAACAAAAACCAAAGGUCAUAAAAAUCUCUUCUGUGUGGCUUAUUGAUGUUGAUUAUAGUAUAGUUCCGGCUGUAUAUUUGUAUACGAUUGAAUAUUGAUGAUUUUGGAUGAUUAUUGAUUUCUGGGGUUCAUGAUAGAAGAGCACCUGAGUUUCUUGUAAGCAAUGACACCAUCAUCAAUAUUCAUUUUAAUAAUAGCCAGCCAUUAUCAGUACGAUGACCAUACAAUUGCCGUUAAUGGAAAUCAAUCAGCUUUCGUACUCGAAGACAAUUCUGGUGUAAUUCCUGAGCCACAAGAGAAUUAUGUAGUACAAAAUAUCGGUAGGACUCCUGUGAGAGCGCAAGUUUGGUAUGGAACCGAAAUCCUUCCUUGGCUUGGCAUCAUAGACGCAGCUGCAAUCAAUCCAGGAGAAAAAAUUGAAUUGGAUAACGGAGGUAGAAGGUAUUACAUCACCGGGUUGAAAAUAGUGAAUCCAAACGACACCAGAGCCAUAAUCCAUGCCGAGGGUGGCGAUUUACCCACCCCUUUCGUUCCGCCUAGCAUUUUGAUCGAGAAGGUUCUACGAGAACUAUUAGGAAUCGGCAUGGUCAAACUAUUGCCUUUCGGAAAAUAUCUCCACCGUUUCGUGGAUCUCAUCGACUUCUUUUGGCCGCACCACCAACCGGACAUUUGGCAAAAUAUGACCGACAAAAUUCUCCCUGUCUUGAACGAAAAGGAGAUUCAGUUGGUGCAUUCUCUACUCAACAAUAAGAUACGAGUCUACAAGGAUCAGAUAAAGAGUCUGCAACAAGAAAUAGAUGAUGGCGAAAAACCCCAGGAACAUUACAACAGCAUAGCUUAUAGCCUGAUUGGAGUGGAACAGGAAUUUAUAUUCAAUAAUAUGAUGGACAACUAUAAGGAGAUCAAUUUGUCCCUCUUGCCGAUGUAUUCAAAAUUCGUGUCCAUGAAAAUGAACUUCUACAUUUUAGGUUUGACGGACAACAACAUCAUCGAUAUCAAGAGGUACAUGAAUAAGACCGUUGAAGGUGCUAACAAAUACAUUAUGAGCAUGCGAACAGAACCGAUCGAUGCAGCCUAUAACAGUUCUCCUGCUGCCGGAAUAUUCGACUCCAUGAUGACAGUUCGCACCCACCUGGCCCUGCACGGCGAAGAAUACCUGCCGUUCUGGAAGAAAAUGGCCGUCGAUCCCACGUCAAACCAGACCGUAUACAACGACGUCAUCUCUUUUUCAUCCUUCUUCGGCAGACCCACGGCCAAUCUCUACGCCCAAGCCACUCCUAGGGAAGUACCGGAACCUCUGCAGCCCAAACUGAUGAACGGGCGGCGAAAUACGCUGGUCAGCGUAAGAGUUUACCUCUCGGACCAGGGCUCGGUGGCCGGUUUGCGGCUGGAGUUUUCGAACAAGGCUGCUUACGAUUUGGGGCUGGUAACUGACAAUUCCAGCAGGUUCGAUUUCAGCGAUACCCACAUUGAGAGUCUGCAGGCUUUCGGUGACGGUAGAGUGGACGGGUUGCAGUUCCGCCUGGGGUCGGGUGACACUUGGACGUUUGGAAAAGUGACGUCGAAAAUAUCCAAGAAAUUUCAGUUGGCGAAUCACCGUAUCGCGUCAAUUUACGUGGCGAAUGACAGCAGAUAUCUGGGAUAUCCGAUUGCUAAUAUAGCCGUUUCCUAUCAGUGGCUUUAUUGAUAAGUUAUAACCUACUCCGUAUUUAUGGAUAUUGGUGUAACACAUUUUUCGAAAUAUAUGGUAUUGAAAA